This is a messenger RNA of Poeciliopsis prolifica (blackstripe livebearer), 1351 nucleotides long. RefSeq lists its product as uncharacterized. NCBI's taxonomy places the organism in Eukaryota, Metazoa, Chordata, Actinopteri, Cyprinodontiformes, Poeciliidae. The transcript is spliced from 5 exons. The record is from RefSeq and is a predicted model, not a curated record. Bases 281 to 769 code for a protein of 162 amino acids.
AGUUGUCAGUUGGAAGUGUUCAGCUGGUUUCCUGCUGCAGGUUUUUGUUGGACGGUUUUUCACCGUGUUAACUGGGGUACCACUCUGACUGAACCAGCACACACAGCGCAACAAAAACCUCCAGGCUCUCCUGAUCUACCUGCUAAACCCUCAAAGCCCCCCAUGGAGACCCAAACAACCGGAACCAAGCUGUGUUUCAGGUUUCAGAUCUGCACCGUUUGUGGUGGAAGAGGAUUUUCGUCCUGGCUGGGCUCCUCUGAAGAGGCUCUCAGGUUUUUGUAUGAGGCCGUCAGACUGUGAUGCAUUGACGUUCGCAAAGCCGAUCCAACUCACCGUCUCUCCUCAAGGCGGCUCCCCCGUCAGCCCAACCCUCUUCCUCCUCAGUCGCCUGCAGCCUGCCGGUUCCUCCCAGGAAGUCGGGUCCCAGUCGGGUCCAAAUGUCUGUCUGGCAGCAGGUUUCCGUCCCAAUGAGGGCGACAUGGUUCUGGAAACGACGGGGGGUCCGGUCUCGGUGAAAACCAAUCCGGCCCGCCUGUCUGCAACCACCAAGACCUACUAUUACCCCGGCUUCAGCAACGACACCAUCAGCUCCUGCAAGCUGGGCGAAGCGAAGUCCAGCAGCAACAAAACAGAUGAUCAACCUGACAGGAUUUAUCCAGUGAAAGCCCAGCAGAACUUCUUCGUGCUGCUGAUAAGCGGCGUCCGGCUGAUCUUCGCCAAAGCUGUGGCCUUCAACACCAUCCUGACCGUCAGAACCUUGGUCGUGUGACCCCUGGUCAUGUGACCCCUGGUCGUGUGACCCUUGUGAGCCCGCCGUCCGGACCGACUGCAGAACAAAGGAAGCAUCACGGCAGAUUUUAUCUCCUUCAUUUGAUGAAAAAUAAACCAGAAGGAGAAAUGGGACGAAACUGGAGUCUAAAAGUUACAAAAUAAAAUUUUUUUUAUUUUUUUAAAUUGAGCAGCGACUCUGAAAAAACCAAAGCAUAAACUCUCUCCUGAUUUUAUCAACUUAAAUUUAUUAAUUUGUUUGCUUCUUACAAAAUGUCUCAAAACAAAGUUUGCAAAAGAAAAUCACCAAGUGAGAAAUGAGGUUAUGAUGUUUCUGUUUAUGAAAUAUAAUGUUUAUCUUUCUGCUUUAAUUCUUUGACCAGAAACAUUUAACUUCAUGACUUCAUACGUUCACUGGGAUGAAACUGUGACAUGAAGUUUUUACAGGAACAAGUUUCAAAAUGUUGGAUUCAUUCUUUUAACAGUCAUUUGACUGAAUCCUUUAUUUUUCUCCUAGUUUUGCUUCAGUCUCUGAUCUGCUGUUUAAUAAUUUUAGCAGGUUUGUGUCAUGAAACGCGGCAAA